AUGGAUGUCCAGCUCCACCGUUGGGAGAACAGAUUGGGCACUUUAGCGGUGGUCGGUCAUUUGACUCCCAUUGAGCAUUACAUGCGCUGGUAUCAUCAGAUCACACGCCGAUUGAUCGACAACCCAGCUUUGCAUCCCCCUAGGGAUGUAGGAUACUCAGCACUCGCGAGGCAGUACGAGGCAUUGCUGGUGGCCGUACAACGUUUACGCAUCUUGGGGUUAGAGCAUAUGCCUUGCCCUGGGCUUGCGGAUCGGAGGAUGGUAUCCGGACCGGCAAAAGCGAGAUUAGGCGCGAGGGAGGAGCGUUCCGGGAGGGCCGGUAUCGAGCGCGCCAGGAGGAGGACCGGUGCUCCCAGAGGAGGAGGCCGUGCUGUCGGAGGACGCCGUGCGCGUAGAGGUUGCGGUGCUGCUGCUAGAGGACCUAGUGGUGAAGGACACCAUCUGGUAGAUAAGGCGGAUGAGGCCGAUCCCAUUCCAGAGGGCGUUCACGGUCUAGUCCAUCCGCAGCCGUUCCAGGCCGGGUGCAGUUCACUUGGGGACUCACCUACGUUUAUGCCGGCACUCUUACUUGCUGAGAUACUCGGGUCGUCAUCACAGCCGAGCCAGAAUGCAUACAUGGAGGAGCGUGAUAACGUUGAUUGGGCGGCGUUACGCGCUUCAUUAGCUGAUGAGCGACAUGUGAGGAAUUUAGAGGGAGCCAGGAUUCUUGACUUCAAUGAGUUUUUGAUCCCGGAUUCGGCGCCAGCGGGUCCACCAGAGCCACCCACUCAGGCGUUUUCUCAUGGGUCUGCCAAGCCAGGGUGUCUUCCCAUAUGA
Molecule: messenger RNA, 816 nt
Organism: Lycium ferocissimum
Lineage: Eukaryota; Viridiplantae; Streptophyta; Magnoliopsida; Solanales; Solanaceae
Exons: 3
Coding region: 1-816 (271 amino acids)
Source: RefSeq, a predicted model, not a curated record